AUGCACACACUAGUAACUUGUGCCAAAAUUGAUGACCUCAUUGAGCCUUUAAAAAAACAAAUCUUUGAACAAGUCGAAUUUCCAAAUACUAAUUGGGAAGCUUUGUCAAUAGAAGAAGAAAGAGAAUAUAAAGAGAUUUACGAUAAUGUCAUGUUAGAAAAACCAGAAGAAUAUAAUGUUAUAAUACGAGAAUUUGAGGAGUCUUUGGGAAAUUACAAGGUAGAUCAAGUAGAAUUGGAGACAAUAUCAAAAAGUUUGGCUAAUAAAAUGGACAUAUUGGCAGCUUUAAGCAAAGAAGAUAAAAUCCAACAAGUAUUAGGAGGAAAGGGGAUAAUAGAGCUUUCAGAGUUAAAUAGAAACCUUGAGUUUGGUAAAAACUUAUUAGGAAAAGAGUUAUCAAUAAGUAAAAGCAUUAUUGAAAAUUUCCACCAUGAAAUAAUGAUUAAUUUAAAGCAGCCAGUGGACAAUUUGGUAUUGAAAAUUAAUCAACUGAGCAGUAAUGCAGAAAAAUAUCUAAAAGCUUAUCAACUGUUAAAUGUAUACAGGGAAAGAAGCCACCAAAUUUAUAAUUCAGACCAAGUAAUUUCAAAAAACACGGUUUCAGUAAGUUUAUUGGUGAAUAGUUGGGCAUACAUAUUGAGCGAAAUUGAAGCACUAAUUAAAGAUCAAUUGAAGCCUCUAAUUGAUGAAAGUAAAGUUAUGGUAGCAUCUGGUAAUGAUAUUUUAAAAAAGCUAGAGCUUAUUAACUCCAUAAUAGCUAAUACAGUUUUAGUAAAAUACGGGGAUUUAAUGAAUGAGAAAGUUGAACAAAAAAAUGGAUUUGAAACUUUAAUCAAAGAAAUUAAAAUUAAGGCUUUAAAUAUGGAAGAAAUUGGAAUUACAGAUGAUUUAAUUAAAUGGAGACUUGAAAUUAUUCCGUCUAUUCUGAAUAUUUUUCGCAGCCCACUUUCUAAAUUAUUUACAGAAAUCAACAAAGAUUUGGAGAAUGUGAAUUUUGUGGACGGAAUUGAACAAAUUAAUGAAAGAAUUCAAGAGUCAGACGAAUUUUUCAGUGAGUUGGAUCAAAUUAAAUUAAAAAUGAACUCAAUCUGGCUUACUUUAAAGUAUUUAAGCAAAGAUGAAGUGCUGGGGAAAAGAAAUGAAAAAAUAAAAGCUAUUACUAAUUGUGAGGAUGCAUAUAAUGAAAAUAAGGAGAAGAUAACAUUUUUAUAUGGGCAUGCAGUUACAGAAAGAAAUCAAUUAGAUUCAAUUGCUAGAAAUUUGACAUUAAGUGAAAGUCACCAAAUUUUUUUGGGGUUAAACACUUUAAAAUGCUUGGCAGAAUACUAUCAAGUAUAUAAGGGAAACGACACUAAUGUUUUAUUCACCUAUUCAAAAAUUAACCAAACGUGUCUGGGAUUCUUUUUGAAUAAGAUUCAUUCUUUUAAUUCGGAUGAAAAGAAUAAUUAUAUUAAUCUUGGUGAAAUAAAAGAUCCUGUCUUAAAAUUUGAAUAUAUAAUUUCACAUUUUAUAUCCGUAAUAUUCCCUAAUUCAAGAUCAAAUCAUGAAGAUUCCAACUUUAAUUCCUCAUUAAAUGAAUUAAUACAAGAAAUUGAGUCAAGCUAUAAUCAGAUAGAAAGUAAUGAGGCAAAAACCCUUGAAUUUAGGAGAAAGAAUGAUAGGUUAAGAAAAAUUAUUGAGAAAAUUGGAGAAUAUAAUGAGUUUAUUAUUGGCUUUACAAAAAGCCUGGAUAAUAUCAAAAAAACAACAUCAAUAGAGAGUUUUGAAAUCUUAAAACGUUACUUGACAGAUUUGAAUAAUAUAUUUGAAGAUCACAUUAAAGAAUCUAUUGGGAAUAAAGAUGAUGCUGCUAUUUUAUUUGAUCAACUUUUUAAAGAAUUGGUUAUAAUGUCAGAAGAGUUCUCAGAAAAAGAACUUAAUAAUGAUCAUUUAAAAGUCUCAGUAAUUAAGAGAUUCGAAGAUGUUCAAUUAUUAUUCAAUGAUUUUAUUGCAAAAGUCAACCUUGAUUACCAAAGAUCAAGUAGAUUGAAUUCUAAAGAGUUUAUUGAUAAUACACAAACUAAUUUGGAAGAAAUUGAUAUAGAAAUUCGAAUAUUUAAUGAAGAAUUAACUCAAGUGAAUGAAUUUAUGUACAAACAACACUCCAAUAACAUUUUAUCUUUGGCUACUUUUGUCUAUGCAUCAAAGUUAUUACUGAAUCCAGUAACUAAUUUAAAGGAUGAAAAUAAAUUAAUUGGUGAGUAUUUUCCUGAUCCAUUUACCCAUCCAUUUAGAGAAAAGUAUAGUUAUAUAUUAUUACAGUUAGGAUAUUAUUAUAAUGUAUAUCAAGAUUUUAAAGAAAAGAAAAAAAAUAUUUUGGAAAAAGAAAAUCAAAUCAAUAGUCAACUUUUGAACAUUGAAUCUGAACUAAUGAAAAGAUCCAACAUAACUACAAUAGAUUCAUCCACAAUGUAUAAAAUCCAAAAGCAGCGUAAAAUUGCAGAAAGAAUACUUUCAGGCUAUAUAAUGUUGACAAUUACAUUAUAUCAUUCGAGAUCUGAAGACAUUAAAAAGACCGUACUUGCUUUGGAUAAUUCAAUUUCAAAUUUUAAUAAUCAGAUUUCAGUUUUUCAAAAACAAAAUAAACUAGAUGGUAAAUUUGGGUUCAGGAAUAUAAUCAAGAAUAUCUUAAGAUCUAGAAAGUAUUUGAAACUUCGUAGGUAUUAUAAAAGGAUGAAAAAGUUUCAAGAUUAUUUGGUUCAUAAAAGAGAGCAGAUGUUGGAAUUUUUUAAAUUUUCAGAAAAUACAAUAACUAGUUUAAAUCGAGAAUUAAUCAAGAUUAUUGAUCAUUAUUUAUGUAGAAAGAAGGGAGAAAGUGAUUUAGAGUAUUAUGAAAAUGAAAAGUCUAUUAAUCAUGAAAAUAUGGAACCAAUACAGAUUAUAAUGGGUGAUUUAUAUAAUAUUUUCUCUAGAAUAGGAAGGUUGGAGUACUAUCAUUCUCCAAAGUAUUUGAUGUCUAAUUCAAAAUUUCUUGGGGAGUUAUUGAAACAAUAUCGACAGAUUAAUUAUGAAAUAAAUAAGUAUCAAAAAAAAGCUCAGAAAAUAUUUUUAACACAACAGAAGACUUUGGAUAAUGCUUUUAAGUUAAUAAGAAUUGCAAUCCCUGCAUCAUAUAUGAUUAGUAAAUACAACAAGUUUCCAAAAGAAUACCAGAGAUAUACAUUUAAAACUGGGAAAUUAGAUAUUAUUGGAGAUGAGCCUAGACACAUAAACAUAAGGGGAUGGAAUCUAAAAAAAGGAAAGAAAACCUUAUCUUUGGAGAAUGAAUUAAUGAUUGAAAGAAAAUAUAUAAAGAAUGAUCAAGAAUAUUAUGAAAUCAAAAAAGAUGUGGAAGAAAAAUUAAAAAAGUAUUCAUUACUUCCUCCUGAAAAGACUCUUGAUAAGCCUGACACCAAAACUUUAAUCUUUUUUAUUCCAGAUGAACUUGUUGACCAAAUGAUCUUUGAAAUUGAAAGAAAUAAUAUAAUUUUAAGGCAAGGUUACAAUUUUAAAGGUAAUAAUGAUGAGAAAAAUUCCAUACAAACUGUUAUGAGUAAUUACGUUCAUGAAUUAGUAAAGAGAAGGAAAUCAUUAUAUACUCAGCUUUCUUCAAAACCAUUUAUCACUAAGCAAGCGCAAUGUUCUAUCAAAGAUGAGAAGGAUGACUUCUCUUUAUCUUUUGAAGACAAAAAGGAGUAG
Messenger RNA from Cryptosporidium ubiquitum, 3717 nucleotides. RefSeq lists its product as uncharacterized. NCBI's taxonomy places the organism in Eukaryota, Apicomplexa, Conoidasida, Eucoccidiorida, Cryptosporidiidae. The record is from RefSeq and is a predicted model, not a curated record. Bases 1 to 3717 code for a protein of 1238 amino acids. The transcript has a single exon.